AAAUUAAAUCAAAUUUACUGAACGUCUCCAUUAGUUCUGCUCACUCGCUUCCAGCCAUCCACUGCACUGCCGCUCGAUCGACCACGCAAUGGCCACUGCCUGCACGACCACCGACGGCAGUGGCGACGUCUGUCUCCGUCCUUCCGCCUCCGACGGCCUCCCCACACACCAGGCGUGCACCUCCAAGGCCGCCCCAGACGGCGAGACACGCCGGCGUCAGCAUCAGCGGCGGCGGUGCUGCGUCGUCUGCCUCGUCGUGACAAUCGCCACGCUGGCGCUCCUCGGCGUCGCCGUCCUCGUCCUCUCCCUCACCGUGUUCCGCGUCCGCGACCCGGCCACCCGCCUCGUGUCGGUCCGCGUCGUCGGCGUCUCGCCGAACCUGGCGCCCCCGUCGCCCCAGAUCAACGUGACGCUGCUGCUCACGGUGGCCGUGCACAACCCCAACCCGGCGUCCUUCACCUACUCGUCCGACUCCGGCGGCCACGCCGACCUCACGUACCGCGGCGCCCACGUCGGCGACGCCGUCGUCGAGGCCGGCCGCAUCCCCAGCAGAGGGGACGGCGCCGUGCAGAUGGAGAUGACGGUGCUGUCGAGCAGCUUCACCGGGGACGUCAUGGCGGAGCUGAUCAGGGACAUCGAGGCCGGCGCCGUGCCGUUCGACGCGAGCGCGAGGAUCCCCGGGAAGGUGGCCGUGUUCGGGGUGCUGAAGCUGCACGCGGUGGCGUACUCCGACUGCCAUGUCGUCUUCGGCGUCCCGGAGAUGGGGAUACGCAGCCAGGAGUGCCACGACCAUGCCACGCUCUGAGCGGCCGGCCGGCGCCGUCGUUACGCAAAUAUAUUGAUCGUUGUACCGUAUGCGUAGGGAUGUGUAGUAAUUGUGUUGUCGUUGUCUAUACUGCGUGCCUUGUACAUGAACGAGUGAAAUUUAAAAAUCUUGAUCAUUGUUUGUUUGUUUUUUCGUACUAGUGCCACACAGGCACAAUAUUCAAUCGAUGUUAAGUUUUGGAAAAAAAAAAUGUGUUAUUUUGUACAAGAAUUUGCCUUACAACUUGAAGCA
Oryza sativa Japonica Group (Japanese rice) is the source of this 1057-nucleotide messenger RNA. RefSeq lists its product as uncharacterized. The record is from RefSeq and is a predicted model, not a curated record. Lineage: Eukaryota; Viridiplantae; Streptophyta; Magnoliopsida; Poales; Poaceae.